CGCGGAAACAAGUUAAUAUAUCAGGAAAAGCCAAGACUAAAGACAGCUUUGGAAAUGCUAAGAACUAGCAUGCACCUCGAAGAAAGUUUGCACGAGGUCACUCUACCAUUUUUAGUGUUACAUGGGGAAGCAGACAUAGUAACUGAUCCAGAAGUAAGUAAAGCUUUGUAUGAGCAAGCCAGUAGUAAGGACAAGACCAUAAAACUCUAUCCAGGAAUGUGGCAUGGUUUGACAUAUGGUGAGCCUGAAGACAACAUUGAUAUCGUAUUUUCAGAUAUCAUCUCGUGGCUUGACAAGCGAAAUGGAGAGAAUAAUGAUAAUGCUAUUUUGGUUGAGAAAUCAGUUUGUCGAGCUACGUCUACUCCUUAUGAGAUGAACACAAAACCGUCACCUGCAAUAACAAAUGGACAAAAACCACAGAGAACACGUCCGCAAGCGAAUUAUCUGUGUGGGUGGAAAGGGCGCCGGAUGCAUCAUCACUCUGCAAUGUAGAAGACUUGAUUGAUAGAUAUGGUUGGAUCUCCUUCAUUUGUUCAUUCACGUUAUCGUAACAUAAAUGUUACUGGUUACUACUAUUAUUUAUGAGGGAAAUGGAAAAUAACAGGUUUUCCAGAAAUUGUAAGAUGCAAAAUCUUGAGUCAUUCUUCAUCUCCUAAUGUUUCAACCAACUUGCUCAAUGAAGGUUAUAAUUGCUACUUUUAUUACUUUUCUGUAUCUUCCUUUCCCUUUCGUUUACAAAGAGUUAGCUUUAGCCUAUUGCAAUUUAA
Nicotiana tabacum (common tobacco) is the source of this 767-nucleotide messenger RNA. The record is from RefSeq and is a predicted model, not a curated record. NCBI's taxonomy places the organism in Eukaryota, Viridiplantae, Streptophyta, Magnoliopsida, Solanales, Solanaceae.